Molecule: messenger RNA, 2908 nt
Organism: Microtus ochrogaster (prairie vole)
Lineage: Eukaryota; Metazoa; Chordata; Mammalia; Rodentia; Cricetidae
Gene: Ddx47
Product: DEAD-box helicase 47
Cellular component (GO): cytosol
Molecular function (GO): ATP binding; RNA helicase activity; nucleic acid binding
Source: RefSeq, a predicted model, not a curated record
GCCGCUCCACUUCCGGUCCCCACAGGCAAGAUGGCGGCCACCGAGGAGCACGAUUCUUCUACAGAAGCCGUUCAGACAGCUACCGAAGAGGAGGAAGCUAAAACAUUUAAAGACCUGGGUGUGACAGAUGUGUUGUGCGAAGCUUGUGACCAGUUGGGAUGGGCAAAGCCCACCAAGAUCCAGAUUGAAGCGAUUCCUUUGGCCUUGCAAGGCCGAGAUAUUAUUGGGUUGGCAGAAACUGGAUCUGGAAAAACAGGUGCCUUUGCUUUGCCCAUUCUGAAUGCGCUGCUGGAGACUCCCCAGCGUUUGUUCGCCUUGGUCCUCACCCCUACUCGAGAGUUGGCCUUUCAGAUCUCUGAGCAGUUUGAGGCACUGGGAUCCUCCAUUGGAGUGCAGUGUGCUGUGAUUGUUGGUGGAAUUGAUUCAAUGUCCCAGUCACUAGCCUUGGCCAAAAAACCACACAUAGUAAUAGCCACUCCUGGCCGACUGAUUGACCACUUGGAAAAUACCAAAGGCUUCAACUUAAGAGCUCUUAAGUACUUGGUCAUGGAUGAAGCAGACCGGAUACUGAACAUGGAUUUUGAGACAGAGGUUGACAAGAUCCUCAAAGUGAUUCCCCGAGAUCGGAAAACAUUUCUCUUUUCUGCUACUAUGACCAAGAAGGUACAAAAACUUCAGCGUGCAGCUCUCAAGAACCCUGUGAAGUGUGCGGUUUCCUCCAAGUACCAGACUGUUGAGAAGCUGCAGCAGUAUUACCUCUUUAUUCCCUCCAAAUUCAAGGACACCUACUUGGUUUAUAUUCUCAAUGAAUUGGCUGGCAACUCCUUUAUGAUAUUCUGCAGCACCUGUAACAACACUCAGAGAACGGCUUUGCUACUUCGAAAUCUUGGGUUCACUGCCAUCCCCCUCCAUGGACAGAUGAGUCAGAGCAAGCGCCUUGGAUCCCUUAAUAAGUUUAAGGCCAAGGCUCGUUCCAUUCUUCUAGCAACUGAUGUUGCCAGCAGAGGUCUAGAUAUACCCCAUGUGGAUGUCGUGGUCAAUUUCGACAUUCCGACUCAUUCUAAGGAUUAUAUCCAUCGAGUGGGGCGGACUGCGAGAGCCGGGCGCUCUGGAAAGGCCAUUACUUUUGUCACACAGUAUGAUGUGGAACUCUUCCAGCGCAUCGAACACUUAAUUGGGAAGAAACUGCCCGUCUUUCCGACACAGGAUGAGGAGGUUAUGAUGCUCACAGAACGCGUGAAUGAAGCCCAAAGAUUUGCCCGAAUGGAGUUAAGGGAACAUGGAGAAAAGAAGAAACGCAAGCGAGAGGAUGCAGGGGAUGACGAUGAUACCGAGGGCGCCAUGGGUGUGCGGAACAAGGUGGCCGGAGGGAAAAUGAAGAAGCGGAAAGGCCGCUAGUGGCCGCAGCGAGACAGGACUUCUGCUCUGCAGCUGUGAAGAGAUGGAAGGCGGCAGUGAACCCGCCUUCCCCUCCAACAGUUCUGAGACCCCAAUCUUCAAAUCCUGUCCAGAGGCCACUCAGCCAGCUGGGAGCUCAGUUUUCUCUCAGUGGGACAGCUCUGACAGUGUUGACCCAGGACUGACCUGUGGCUCUUGUGCACUUCUGCCUUUUCCACUUGCAAGCCAAGGGCCCAGCUGAUGAAGAGCAUCGCCUGUAGUUAACUGUAAAUCUAUCUCAGCUGUCAUUAAGUCUAAUGUGGAACAAUAAUUAUUUUUAAAGAUGUAUUUUUAUUAUUUUUGUGUGUGUUUCUGUGUGUGCAUGCACAUACUUUUGGGUAAAUGCCCACAGAGGCCAGAGGACUCAGAUCUCCUGGGAGCUGGUUGUGAGCCCCCUGUUGUGGAUGCCGGAAGUCAAACUCAGGUCCUUCAAAGACCUUAAAUUCUUUGGAGACCUUGCUGUUAAAGGGCUUUGUAGCUCUUGCUGACAGAGACCUGUCAGUGUGGUUACAUGACAGAUUUAUUAGUUGUCCUUAAUGAAAGGAAAUGUCACUUUGUGAUGGGAAAAAAAGAAAAUCAAGAGGAAGAUGAUGGAUGGGUUUGGAAGGGAGGUCCUGCUUAAAAGGAAGUUCAUUUUCCUUCCUUGUGGGAAGCUUCAGAGGGAUUCAGAGCCCGGAAUAUGUUUUCCUGGUUUCUUGGACUAAUCAGGUGACUAGGAAAACUGUUUUCCUGAGUAGUUCCUGUCCCCAGGUGAAGGGAAUUCCAACAGUGCAUCAGAAAGGAAGGUAGUUCUACAGUCGGAUUUCAUCUUCUUGUUACAGCACGUGGUGUCACUCUUCCUUCUGUUAGUUUGAGUUCAGAUGUAGAGCUGGGACAUUUCCAGAGGAGGUAACCACUGCCAUGGGCAUAUGGUCAGGAGUAUGGGUUGUUGGGCAUCAGAAAUCCCAUUUUGAGCUGCUGGUUCUGAAUAGUCUUGAAUUCUGAGGGCUUCUGCUCAUGAAAGGUGCCUGAUGAUUUUGUUGACUGUCAGUUUUAUUGAAAGUGUGUGUGGAAUGUCUGGCCUGUGGUAAAGGAAUGGCAGAGAAUCACUGAUUGCUUCAAAGAUUGUUUUUCUCAAAGAGAAGAGUGUAAGAAGUAUAGUUUAGCCCAGGGUGGACUGUUCAUUAUGUCGGGGAUGGGGCCUAUGUGUGUGCAUGUAUGCACAUGUGCUCACACAGAAGGCAGAAGAGAACACCAGGUGCCAUUCUCCGAUUCUCUGCCUUACUCUUGACUCGAGACAGUGUCUCUUACUGAACCCCAAAGCUCUGGGGUUAGGGGGAAUAUGAUCACACCCAGUUUGUACAUGGGUGUUAGAGAUUUGAACAACAAACACUUCUACCCACUGAGCCAUCUCCACAGCUUCCCAUCCCAACCUAGUGAGCGUAGCGUGUGUGAGGGUAUGCACAUACGUGCUCGUGUGUGUGUAUGUGUG